AUGAGAGGAAAUGUAAUGUUGACAAGUGGCACUACAUUGGAAGAUGGUGAAAUUGAAGAUGAUGAUGAUUUGGACGCUAUUCACAGGAAUACAUCAAUGGAAAUAAAGUCAGAAAAUAUGACGCAUGUUUCAUCCGUAAGUGUGGACGAGGAACGUGAAGUGGAUCGUAUUAUUCGCGAAGUACAGGAAGCAGCAGAUAGGUCAGAAUUUAUGAGCUUACCCUCUGCUGAACAUUCAAUAGAAAAUGUUGAUUCGGAUGAUGAGAAUGCUUUACGUUUAGCGGUAUUAAAUACAAGCAAGGAUAAAAGAUCUGUACGACAACAUUCAUCACAUGAAAAAGAAGAGGGAGAGAUCACUGAUACUUCUUACACGCCAUCAAGAAGUCAACAAUUAAACAUGCGUUCUUCGUCGCGGCAAACUUGGGUACAACUGAAACGAAGACAAAAUAACAAAUUUCAAAGCUACGGUGAUACGCAAAAUCGCACCAAGAGUCAUAAAUUCCAUCAAACUGUGAUACCACUCAAGGUGACGGUACGGAAUGAUAGCACAAACGGUUACUCAUAUUGCAUCCUAAAUAAUCAGCAGAAAGCGACUAUCUCAACCAAGAAUAAUGAGGAAAUAUUGGAAGCACCCAUGAAACAAUUUUCAAACCCAUUUGAGGAUCAGCUACAUCGACUUCGAUUACGAGUGGAAGCAAGUAAAUUUUCCAAAAGGAUGGAGAAUUUGGGGGAUAAUUAUGAACAAGUUGGAAUGGAUAUCGUGGACAGUGAUCGAGAUUCGCGUUCGCGCUCAUCACCAGCAUCACCGUUAGUUAGUACCAUGGCUAUUCGUUCUCAUGAAAUGCAAGCUCGAAGUGGGAUAUCACCUGACGGUGCUGAUAACGAAGAAGAUGUCGACCAACUGCGUGCUGAGCUCUUGGAGCAGAUAAUGCAUAAAAAGAAUUACAAGAAGUUAACAUUAUGGAAAUCAUCACCUGAAGAAGGUGAAUUAAGUAGUGCAAAUUCGGAAGAACAAAGUGCUCUUGGUAGUAAUGAAAAGCCAAGUUCCAGUCGCAGGACCGAAACGCAUUAUUCUAAAAGAUUUGCAAAUGUAGAGCAAAAUCGGAAGCCUGAAGUAAAUCGGAAGCGUUCAAGGAAAGAUGAUUCUUUAUCAAGUGGUAGUGAUGAUGGACAAGUUCAAGACUACCAUAUUAAGUUACCACGGAAAAGAAAGGAAAAUUUUCGAGAAACUAUCCCCAAAAGAUCACGUUGGAAAUCAAAAGAAUUUGGCAGUAUAUCCGAAAUAGGACUGAGGAGGACUGAAAAUUGGCAGCAUAUGAUUGAUGUUGAAAAGAAAGUAUUAAAGGAAAUUGAAAGGAAAUUAAGGCACCGUGAUGACCAGAAAUGCGUCACGAGAAGGAAACGUGAUAACUUUUUGGAGAGAGCGAAUCGUUGUGCUCGUCGGCUUGGUGUUCUUGAAGCGGAAAUAGAAGUACUUCAGUGUGAUCAAGAAAAGGCAAAGGGUCGUCUGUCUUAUUUGGAACGACAGUUGAAUAAAGAACAAUUUGAAGAGAACUCUAAGGAUUUAGAGAAGAAGACAUUUGGGAAAAAAGAAAACAAACGAAUGGAACGGUUGAUAGACGAAGCGCAAUCGAUGAAAAAUAUGAGCAGGGACGUUGGACAUAUUUAUGACCCUACUGAGAUGUCGGAAGAUGCAAGGGGAUCGAGAGUGAUAAAAACAUGCGUUUUAGAACAUUCUGAACCGAUGAGUACGACCAUUGCGAUGGAUUGCUCUGAUGACCGAGAUGAUGUUUCGAGGCCUACAAGUAGUAGUAGUGGAUCGCAUUCUUCUACAGAUAUAUUUGGGGAUUCUGAUAUAAUCGAGUUAUCAGAUUCAGCUGAUUCAAUGAAUGGUCUUGUUACAGCAAUGCGUGAGUUAGAGCAGGAAGAGUUAGAAGCAAAUUAUAUUACAGAAGCUACAACUGCGAAUAGCUCCACUACUUAUCAAGGAAGUCCAGUGCGAACGAUCAGUCGUACUGUAACACUAAGCGAAAAAGAUGUUAAUGAACUUAAAAAUAAUCCGUUAAUUAUGUUUAACGGGUAUCGCAUAUGCCCAACAUUCCCUUACCGUAUGAUAGCUCAUCGAGCUUUGUCAAACAAGUUGGAUCCGUUGAAACCGCUUUGUUACUAUGAAUUAUUAGGAAGAUGCGUUGAUCCAACAUGUCCAAUGCAGCAUGAAAAGGAUUAUUUGUUAACCGAUGAGGAAUUGAUAUGUAGUAUAUUGACUUAUUGUCCGAAUCUUUGCCCACCUAAAAAAAUGUUUUCCGAAUAUGCUCGUGAAAUAUUGAAAGAACAUGAAGCAAAACCAGUGGGCGAAGUUAUCGAGGAUAUGUUGAAAAGCCUUCCGGAUACCGAACGUCAGAUAAGAGUUUGUGAAAUGGCUACUAAAUGUAGGCUACCAGCGAGAUGGUCAUCGAAAGACGAUGAAUCAAUAGAAUAUGAAGUACCUCAGCAAUCCCAUCAGUUUUCGCUGUAA
Messenger RNA from Brugia malayi, 2514 nucleotides. RefSeq lists its product as uncharacterized. The transcript is spliced from 17 exons. The record is from RefSeq and is a predicted model, not a curated record. The coding region runs from base 1 to 2514 and encodes 837 amino acids. Lineage: Eukaryota; Metazoa; Nematoda; Chromadorea; Rhabditida; Onchocercidae. Gene Ontology annotation, cellular component: nucleus; exosome (RNase complex).